AAUAUUUCUUGCAUACGCCAUUGCCGCCAUUUUUUUAUCGUUUUCAUGUCGUUUUCUGCUGAUUCGCAAUUUUAUUUUGUUUAAUCAAAUAAAACGUAUUUUCGUUCACACGGAAGGUUUUUGUUCCGUACAUAAUAAAUCUUGCAUUACAUACACAGGUAUAAUCCGACUUCGCCCUAACGACCCCGUUAAAAAUUGAUCUAAUAAUGAAGCGCGACGCGUACGGCGACGAUGGACCGAUGCAGAAGCGGCAACGGCAGCCCGAUGACGAGGUCACCUUCCUUAUACCCAGCAAGGUGGCUGGUUCUAUCAUAGGGAAGGGAGGACAAAAUAUAUCAAAACUCCGAAAUCAGUACAAAGCCUCUAUAACAGUCCCAGAUUGCCCAGGCCCCGAACGGGUUCUGUCGAUAGCGGCGCCAGAUGUCGACACGGUUUUAGAAAUCGUGAAAGACGUUCUGCCGAACUUGGCCGAUGGAGGACCAAAAGGGAACAACGUGAAUGAAGAGUUGGACGUGCGUCUACUGAUUCACCAGAGCAGGGCCGGGUGCGUCAUCGGAAAAGCCGGGGCGAAGAUUAAGGAGUUGCGGGAGAAAACAGGUGCGCGUCUGAAGAUCUUCUCCAACCCCGCCCCGCAGAGCACCGAGCGAGUGGUCCAGCUGAUCGGGAAACGCGACGCGAUCGCCGCCGGCGUCCGCGAGGUCCUAGACCUUGUAAGACAGGUGCCAAUUAAAGGCGCAGUACAGAACUACGAUCCGCACAAUUACGAUGAUUUCUACGCGGACGAGUACGGCGGCUUUGGCGCGGGACAGGGCGGAGCACCGCGAGGGGGCGGCGGAGGGCCGCGCGGACCGCCGCGGGCGAUGCCGCCGCCGCUCGGGCCACGGGCUCGUGGGCCACCGCCGCCGAGGAACGGACCGCCUAUGGGACGGAAUGGACCUCCUGGGCCGAGAGGAGCAUUCAACGACUUCUCCGGUCCGGGUCCGCGCGGUAACUUCUCGGGUCCCCCGCGCGGCGGGUUCGGAGGCAACUUUGGCGGCGGCAACUUCGGCGGCGGACCCGCGCGCGGCGCCGGCUCUAGCUUCAACAACGACGCCGGCGGACAGCAGGACACCUCCACGCAAGUCACUAUCCCCAAAGACCUGGCCGGCGCGAUAAUCGGCAAGGCGGGGUCGCGAAUCCGCAAGAUCCGCGCGGAGAGCGGCGCCGGCAUCGAGAUAGCCGAGCCCCUGCCCGGCUCCAACGACCGCAUCAUCACCAUCACCGGCACCCAGCAGCGCAUACAGAUGGCCCAGUACUUGCUGCAGCAGAGCGUGCACGAGAGUAACCCCAACCUCGGCGGCGGGCGCGGCAACUUCUGAUUCCUGAUGUCCUUCGCGCGACUACGGGACAGUUUAGCUUUACGUCAGCCACCUCACUACUCUUGUAGCCCAGAGGCUCUUUAGCAUGACAGUAAUUCCAAAUAGUCGCCACUGCGCGAAUCUAAAUCUAGCAGUAAAUUCAAUAGAUGCAAUCCAAAAACGUAUCGCAAUAGAGAUCUGUACUAAAGAUUUUAUACAUAUUUCUGACCUAAAUAUUUAUAUGAAAUAAAAGAAUGCAUUUAUCAUUACGUAUUAAAUAUAAAAGGUAAUUUAAAAUAAGAUUGUGUCAAUGAUUUACCGAUAAUUGUUACAUCGAUAGUAUUUUUAAGUGAAUAUAGAUUAGAAAAUAAAAAGUUUAUUUUAUGAA
Molecule: messenger RNA, 1725 nt
Organism: Pectinophora gossypiella (pink bollworm)
Lineage: Eukaryota; Metazoa; Arthropoda; Insecta; Lepidoptera; Gelechiidae
Gene: HnRNP-K
Product: heterogeneous nuclear ribonucleoprotein K
Exons: 12
Coding region: 207-1358 (383 amino acids)
Biological process (GO): regulation of transcription by RNA polymerase II; regulation of mRNA splicing, via spliceosome
Cellular component (GO): nucleus; cytoplasm
Molecular function (GO): mRNA binding
Source: RefSeq, a predicted model, not a curated record